Drepanopeziza brunnea f. sp. 'multigermtubi' MB_m1 is the source of this 1995-nucleotide messenger RNA. RefSeq lists its product as uncharacterized. The record is from RefSeq and is a predicted model, not a curated record. NCBI's taxonomy places the organism in Eukaryota, Fungi, Ascomycota, Leotiomycetes, Helotiales, Drepanopezizaceae.
AUGGCAACAUCAGUCGAGAAGGCAGAGGCCUCUACAGACCAUGAGCAAGAUCUCAGUUCCAUCCUCUCAACAGAAGAACGAGUCGAAUUGACAUUGUUGCUGGCCAACAUUACCGAGCUCAUGCGGAAGCAAAUCAUGGACACCUUUGACGCGUCUGUCACGACUGUUAAACCACCCCAACAAACUCUGAAAAUCACUGAUAAAAAUCCCAAUGUCGACGAGUCGAAGGAGAGAGACGAGACCGAAGAGGACGAGAAUGCAAGAAAGCUGCAAGAGGAGAGAGAGAAAGAGUUGUCGGCUCCCAAGAUGCUGGAGUUGAAGGAAGCUUCACUGAAGUUCUUUGAUGCUUGGAGGGACUCGGUGAUACUUAGGGUUGGCACUGCAGUUAACAACUCGAAAGAGGUCGUUGAAGAGCAGAGGGAUAAAGCUACUGUCGAGGCAACACCUGAAGCAAUAUCCAAGGAUGGACCUGCUGCAGAACCAAAGGCUAUUGGCAAGAACACCAACAUUGAAGAAGCAGACGCAGCCCUAGUGGAAUUCUACCCACCGACCUCAACCUCUCUCUACUCCCUCCCGAGAGACAAGCGUAUCCUCCUUCUCAAUGCUAUGCUGCUUCUCCUCCUCUCCCUGGAGCACUACGUGGCUCCUUCUAGAGUCGUCCUCUUACAUGUCUCCUCAUCUCUCCACCUCCCGCUUCAUAUACUCGCCGAGCACGAAGUAAAAGUAGCGCAGGGCCUACUAGAGGCAGCAAAACACAUGUCGGGCACCGACGAGACCCAGAAACGCAGCGACGAGAAUAAAGUCGCUCGCAGAUGGAAAGUCGGACUCGCUGGCGUCGCAGGUGCAGCCGUCAUCGGCAUCACAGGCGGACUCGCCGCUCCCCUUGUCGCAGGAGCCUUGGGCACCGUAUUUACCGGACUAGGCCUCGGUGCCACUGCAACAGCAGGCCUUUUGGGAACCUUAGCCCAAAGCGGAGUAAUAGUAGGAAGCCUCUUCGGGGCCUAUGGCGGCAGGAUGACCGGCAAGAUGAUGGACUCUUACGCGCGAGAAGUGCAAGACUUUGCCUUCCUCCCGCUCAAAGGCAGCAAGCACCACGAACCCAAGCAGGAAGACCGCCGGCUGCGCGUCACUAUAGGUAUCAGCGGGUGGAUCACCCAGCGCGAAGACAUCAUUACCCCCUGGCGAGCUCUCGGGCGCGAAAGCGAGAUCUUCGCCCUCAGAUGGGAGCUCGACGCCUUAUCUAAACUCGGCACCUCUUUGGAAACCGUCGUGAAGAGCGCCGCGUGGUCCAUAGCCAAGAAAGAGAUCAUCUCGCGCACCAUCUUCGCCUCGCUUAUGACCGCUCUGUGGCCCAUCGGUCUCCUACAGAUUUCUAAGAUUGUCGACAACCCCUUCUCCGUCGCCAAAAACCGCGCUGAUAAAGCUGGCUUGGUGCUGGCAGACGCCAUCAUUAACAAGGCGCAGGGGGAGCGCCCGGUCACGUUCAUUGGGUACAGCGUCGGAGCCCGGCUUAUAUACUCCUGCUUGAUGAGUCUGGCAGAGCGUAGAGCCUUCGGCCUCGUCGAAUCAGUAGUCUUGAUUGGGACGCCUGCCCCGUCAGAUGCGGCUGUCUGGCGAGCCAUGCGCAGCGUCGUGGCUGGGCGCUUGGUUAACGUAUACUCGGAGAACGACUACAUUCUCGCCUUCUUGUACCGCACCAGCAGCAUCCAGUACGGCGUUGCCGGGCUGCAGGCUGUCCAGGACGUGCCGGGCGUGGAGAGUGUGGAUGUCAGCGCGAUGGUGAGCGGGCACUUACGGUACCAGUAUCUGAUUGGUGCUAUAUUGGAGAGAAUUGGGUGGGAAGAUGUAGAUAAGGAAGAGGUGGCAAGGGAGGAGGAAACGCUUGCGCUUCUUGAGGAGGAGGAGAGGAAAGAGGAGCAGAGGAAGGAGGUAGAGGGGGUGGAUGUUGAGGGGGAGAAGGAGAGGAUGCAGAAGGAUGUUGAUAAGAAGGUCUGA